This is a messenger RNA of Penicillium verhagenii, 693 nucleotides long. Its product is annotated as HesB/IscA family protein. The transcript is spliced from 2 exons. Gene Ontology annotation, biological process: iron-sulfur cluster assembly. The record is from RefSeq and is a predicted model, not a curated record. Gene Ontology annotation, molecular function: 2 iron, 2 sulfur cluster binding; iron ion binding; 4 iron, 4 sulfur cluster binding. Gene Ontology annotation, cellular component: mitochondrion. NCBI's taxonomy places the organism in Eukaryota, Fungi, Ascomycota, Eurotiomycetes, Eurotiales, Aspergillaceae. Bases 1 to 693 code for a protein of 230 amino acids.
AUGACUCGAUCGCUGUGGUCAGCCACACCUGCCCGCCAGAUAUCUCAACAACCGUGUCGUCGAUUCAUUUCAACCUCUCGGCCCGCUGCACACCUCUCCGCAUUCUCCGUCGGCCAAAUCACUCCUUGUCGGAAAAGAGUUGUCGCCUCUGCCCCCCUAACCAGACCCUCCAUCCCGCGAUUCUUGAUAUCCUGCUCUCGUCUCCACGCACCUGUUGCCUCAUUCUCAUCCUCGUCCGUUCGCCCGGCCACCAAAGUCACUCACAACCCGAGGGCCGGAGAAGAUGGGGAGACACUUAUGAUUAAUAUUUCGCCUCGUGCUAUAGAGCGCCUUCGCGAUAUUACCGAUCCAUCAACCUCUCCGUCUGCCACGAAAGAAGAAAACCCUUACCACCAUCUUCGUAUCACGGUCACCAGUGGUGGCUGCCAUGGCUUCCAGUACAUGAUGUCGCUUGAGUCAGCAUCUAAGAUCGAUGCUGAGGAGGACACCAUCUUUGAAGGAGAGGCAGAGAGCGCCACAACUGAUGUUGCCGGAGAAGCCAAGGUCGUUAUGGAUGAACCGUCGUUGGAGCUUUUGUCCGGCAGUACAGUCGAUUACACGACAGAGCUGAUUGGAAGCCAAUUUACGAUUGUGGAUAACCCGCGAGCAACUAGUAACUGUGGUUGUGGCACGAGCUUCGAUGUGAUGGAUUGA